AUGGUUCGAGCCAUCAAAGGAACUCUGGUCGAGUGCGACCCGUCGAUCAAAUCAAUCAUUAUCAGUAUCGAUAGUGAAAACAACGAUUAUAUAAUUGAGGACCUGGACGAAUCUCAUCUAGUAAUCAAAGAUAAUAUGGUGACCCAGUUGAAGAUGGAGCUUGACCAGCGCCUAAAGGAAAAUGUCCCUGACGUCGAGGACGACUCAGAUUCUGACCAAGAUGUCAAAUGA
Molecule: messenger RNA, 231 nt
Organism: Annulohypoxylon maeteangense
Lineage: Eukaryota; Fungi; Ascomycota; Sordariomycetes; Xylariales; Hypoxylaceae
Product: RNA polymerase 2 general transcription and DNA repair factor tfiih component
Exons: 3
Coding region: 1-231 (76 amino acids)
Biological process (GO): transcription by RNA polymerase II; nucleotide-excision repair; transcription initiation at RNA polymerase II promoter
Cellular component (GO): transcription factor TFIIH holo complex; transcription factor TFIIH core complex
Source: RefSeq, a predicted model, not a curated record